AUGUUUGUUAAAGUACCGAAACUCAUCAAAACUCCAUCUCCAUUUCACUUGCUCUCCUCUAGUAACAACCCUUUAGAACACAGCUAUUACUUGUCCAUCGGGUCAUUCUUUCUUGUCCCAAAAGCUCGCUCUCGGUCACUCGAUAGCUUCUCAUCUGCCUGCUCUGCUCGCGACCUAGUUGACGAAUUUCCACAGAGGGGUCAUCAGUACUUGGAUGAUACUCGCUUCUACCAGGUAUGGAAUCUCAUUAAAGCCUCCACUUCGAGACCCCACACUGUUAAUGCUUCAACCCACCAUGCGUUGGCUCUGAAGCUGGGGGGUCUCAAUGACGUGCCCACAGCCACCUCCCUCCUCACUGCCUAUGCUAGAGCUGGUUAUUUGAGCUCUUCAAGGAGUAUUUUCAAUGAAAUUCUCAACAGAGAUUUGGUUGCUUGGAAUGCAAUGAUUACUGCUUGUGUUGAUAAUCAAAGGUUCCAAGAUGCAGUGGCCAUUUUCCAGGAGAUGAUGAAAGAGGGAUGUGUGUUUGAUUCUACAACCCUACUAGUGGCCAUAUCGGCUUUGUCCCACAUGAAUGACAUGAAACAAGGUCGGGUUAUCCAUUGUUUAAGCUUGAAAGCAGGGAUGGUUGCAGAUUGUUUUCUUGGUAAUGCUCUUGUAGACAUGUACGCGAAAUCUGCUGACUUGAGCUCAUCAGAGUGUAUGUUUGCAGAGAUCAAAUAUAGAGAUACGACAUCAUGGAAUUCUGUGAUGUGUGGAUGUCUAUGUAAUGGUUCCCCUGAAAAAUCAUUGUGGUACUUUGAAGAAAUCAGUUAUUCUGGUGAAAGACCAGACAAUGUUAGUUUCUCAUGUGCUAUCUCGUCAUGCUCUCGUUUGGGAGAUCUGCACUGUGGUCUAGUCAUUCAUGGCUUGGGCAUCAAACUAGGUUAUGGAGAAACUUCCCAUAUUUCUGUUGCAAAUUCCCUUAUUUCAUUCUAUUCACGUUGUGGGGACAUUAAGGCUGCAGAGACUGUAUUCAAAGGAAUGAGCUAUAGGGAUGUGGUUUCAUGGAACUCAUUGCUUGAUGGGCUUCUUGAAAAUGGAAAGAUUCUGGAAUCUUUUGAUCUUCUACAUGAAAUGCAAUUUAUGGCAGGGAUACAACCAGACCUGGUGACUGUACUUACCAUUAUUUCUCUCUGUUCCGAGUUAAAUUUGUUGCAGGAUGGAAGAGCCAUCCAUGGAUUCAUUAUUCGGAGGGAAAUGGAUUCAGAUAUAUUGUUGAAAAAUAGUCUGAUGGAUAUGUAUUCAAAGUGCUACAGCAUAGAGUCUGCAGAAGUAUUGUUCAACACCAUCCUUGAAAGAGACCUGGUCUCAUGGAACACAAUGAUAGCUGGGUACUCUCAGAAUAAGCACUUAGGAAAGGCUAAGAGUUUGUUCCUUGAACUGCUUCACUCGGGCCCUAGAUGCAGUUUAUUUUCCUUAUUGGCCAUUCUACCCUCCUGUAAUAACCUCCAAGCGCUUCAGUUUGGAAAAUUAAUUCACUGUUGGCAUCUAAAAAUGGGAUUCUCAGAAGAAGUUUUAGCAGUUAAUGCACUGAUGCUCAUGUAUAUCAACCGUGGAGACUUGGUGGCUUCUUUCUCAUUGUUGCAGAGUAACCAAGAUAUAGCAGAUAUUGCUUCUUGGAAUACUGUCAUUGUAGGUUGUACACAGAGUGGUCACUUUAGGGAAUCUCUAGUAGCUUUCAACCUACUGCGCCAGGAACCUCAUAUAAAUCCUGACUCUAUCACUUUUGUAAGCAUCCUAUCAGCAUGUGGGAACCUCAACUUGAUCAUGGAGGGUAGAUUUCUCCAUGGCCUUGUAGUUAAAACUUCAAAGGAAUCAGAUAUACAUGUGAGAAAUGCCCUGCUAACCAUGUAUAGCAGAUGCAGGGAUAUUGACAGUGUGAAAUUAGUUUUUCAUUCUAGUCCUUAUCAUAAUCUAUGUUCAUGGAAUUGCAUUAUCUCUGCUUGUUCUCAGAAUCAAGAUGGAAGAGGAGCACUAGAACUAUUCAGCUGUCUUCAAUUUGAACCUAAUGAGAUGACCAUGGUUAGCAUUCUCUCAGCUUGUACUCAAAUUGGAGCUUCGAGACAUGGAAGAGAACUCCAUGGACAUGUCAUCCGUUUAGGAAUUAACCAGAAUCCUUUUAUAUCUUCUGCCCUCGUGGAUAUGUACAGCAAAUGUGGAAGACUGGACAUUGCUGUUCAGAUAUUCCAAGGAUUACCAGAGAAGUCUGUUGUGUGUUGGAAUAUUAUGAUAGCUGCAUAUGGUUUCCAUGGUGAUGGCAGGAAAGCAAUUCAAUUGUUCGAACAGAUGUGUGAAACUGGGGCUAAAGCAACAAAGAGCACUUUUGUGAGUUUACUAUCAGCUUGCAGCCACUCAGGACUCAUUGAUGAGGGCUACUGUUAUUACAACCAUAUGUUGAACGAAUUUGGAAUAGAACCAGUUACUGAGCAUCAUGUUUGCAUUGUAGAUAUGCUUGGUAGAGCUGGGAGGCUACAUGAAGCUCAUGAGCUUAUCAAACAGAUGCCAAGUAGUCCUCCUUCAGGCGUAUGGGGUGCUCUCCUAAGUGGUUGCAACUACCAUGGAGAUCUCCAUAUGGGGAAACAAGUUGCAGAGCUUCUCUUUAGCAUGGAACCUGAUAAUGUUGGCUACUACAUUUCAUUGUCAAACAUGUUUGUGGCUGCUGGUUGGUGGAGUGAUGCAGUGGAGACCAGAAAAAUGAAACAAGAUAAGAAACUAAAGAAGCCACCAGGCUUUAGCCUCAUUGAUGCUCCAAAUUUCCACUACAACAAAGUUCAGAUUUAG
Molecule: messenger RNA, 2820 nt
Organism: Nelumbo nucifera (sacred lotus)
Lineage: Eukaryota; Viridiplantae; Streptophyta; Magnoliopsida; Proteales; Nelumbonaceae
Product: Tetratricopeptide repeat (TPR)-like superfamily protein
Biological process (GO): RNA modification
Molecular function (GO): protein binding; RNA binding
Source: RefSeq, a predicted model, not a curated record